Eubalaena glacialis (North Atlantic right whale) is the source of this 963-nucleotide messenger RNA. RefSeq lists its product as uncharacterized. The transcript has 7 exons. The record is from RefSeq and is a predicted model, not a curated record. Gene Ontology annotation, biological process: phosphatidylinositol biosynthetic process; positive regulation of kinase activity. Gene Ontology annotation, cellular component: endosome membrane; PAS complex. NCBI's taxonomy places the organism in Eukaryota, Metazoa, Chordata, Mammalia, Artiodactyla, Balaenidae. Bases 1 to 612 code for a protein of 203 amino acids.
AUGAGCCGGCGCCGGAGAAGGAUUUCGCGCCGCUCACGCCCAACACCAUGGGCGCCCUCAGUGACAAGCUCUACGAAAGCUGAAGGUGGCUGCGCUGGAGAUAGACAGGCUGGUCCGGGAGUUCGUGGCCCAGAACAACACCGUGCAGAUCAAGCAUGUGAUCCAGACGCUGUCUCAGGAGUUUGCCCUGUCCCAGCACCCGCACAGCCGGAAAGGGGGCCUCAUCGGCCUGGCCGCCUGCUCCAUCGCGCUGGGCAAGGACAUCGUGAUGGAGAGCAACAAGUUCGACCUGGUGGGCUUCAUCCCCUUGUUGCGGGAGAGGAUUUAUUCCAACAACCAGUACGCCGGCAGUUCAUCAUCUCCUGGAUCCUGGUUCUGGAGUCCGUGCCAGACAUUAACCUGCUGGAUUAUUUGCCGGAGAUCCUGGAUGGACUCUUCCAGAUCCUGGGCGACAACGGCAAAGAGAUUCGGAAAAUGUGUGAGGUGGUCCUUGGAGAAUUCUUGAAGGAAAUUAAAAAGAACCCCUCCAGUGUUAAGUUUGCUGAGAUGGCCAACAUCCUGGUGAUCCACUGCCAGACCACGGAUGAGAACAUUGGAACACUGACAUUUUAGUCUGUUCUGUACAAGAAUGAGUUGUGUCAACACAGUGCUCCCAGCUACAGCACUGAAAAAAACAAGUUUAAUUAAAGACAGAGAAGAAACCGCAUGUGGAGCCUAAGCCACUGAGAUACAAUGAACAGUGUCAUCUUCAGAGUCAGUUCUCUCUGAACAAAUCUCUUUGUCAGUGUCAGGAGGGAAAAAAAAGACAGCAAGGUAAAGGUGUGCUGUAUACCACAGGGAACUCUGCUCAAUAUUCUGUAAUAACCUAAAUGGGAAAAGAAUUUUAAAAAGAAUAGAUACAUGUAUAUGUAUAACUGAAUCAGUUUGCUGUACACCUGAAACUAACACAACAUUGUUAAUCAA